This is a messenger RNA of Galleria mellonella (greater wax moth), 4466 nucleotides long. It is a transcript of the gene flw, whose product is annotated as serine/threonine-protein phosphatase PP1-beta catalytic subunit. Gene Ontology annotation, cellular component: nucleus; cytoplasm. The transcript has 4 exons. The record is from RefSeq and is a predicted model, not a curated record. Gene Ontology annotation, molecular function: protein serine/threonine phosphatase activity. Lineage: Eukaryota; Metazoa; Arthropoda; Insecta; Lepidoptera; Pyralidae. The coding region runs from base 104 to 1216 and encodes 370 amino acids.
UUUCGAAUGAUUGGAAAACCAAAAACAACACUCGGCGCAGUAGAUGAUGGUGGUUUGUCUUCAAGAAUUUGACUUUUUGACGUAAAUUAUUCGUGUGGUAAAUAUGGCUGACGAACUCAAUGUUGACAGUCUAAUUCACAGGCUUUUAGAAGUAUACAGACUGCAGCAGGAAACCGCAAGGAGAAAAGGGAAAUUGAAAGACAUCUUUUCAGGAGAAUUUCGAGGAUGCAGGCCCGGCAAGACAGUGCAGAUGUCAGAGUCAGAGGUCCGCGGCCUCUGCACCAAAUCCAGGGAAAUAUUCCUGCAACAGCCCAUAUUAUUGGAAUUAGAGGCACCACUUAAAAUUUGUGUAGACACGAGCAAACCUCCACCACCUUUGCCCGCUUCCAUCAAGGCGCCUAAUAGUGUAAAAAGAACUGCGUCGGAACCAUUAGCUGGACCAUCUAAAGUGAGAAAAAUUACGCCCAACUGUACUGGCUGUGCCCAGUGGAAAGUGAAAAGCACCAUAUUAAACGAAGAUAUCCAGACAUUGGCUGCUACUGAAAAAUCAAAAAACAAUAUUGUAAAACAAUUCAAGAAGCAUUUGGAUGAACUAACAAAUGUAUUGGAAACAUUCAACUCGUUAAACCUGCUGGAAAUGGACCUAGAGAUUGAGAAAGAAUUACCGAAUUCUUUCGCAAGUUUUCCUAAUGACGACAUAUUGGUAAAUAUUUUGAAAGCGUUGUCUCAGCCGAGUUUGCUCUCGACGAAUGAUAAGAGAAACUUGAAAAAUAUUUUUAAAACGUGGCAGUCGAAGGAAAAUGGGUUUAGUUUUCCGCCGGCUAAAAGUGGGCUUGCGGACCCCAGUAGGACGGAGAGCGUGGCGGGUCCGUCGACAUCAUUCGUGACAUCAUUGCCGCACGCGCGACUACCCUCAGUCUUGCCUCUGCCACCACCUCCGCCUCCGCUUACGCAGCUGCCGCCGCCGCCGCCACCACCGCCACCACCGCCGCCCCCACCCCUUACGGCUUCCGUUAUCGCCCCUCUACCGCCCACUGGCACCUUCAUUCAGCCUCCACCGCCGCCUCCCACGUCUCUUGAUGUCGCUGUUCCAUCGCCCGCCACCGCCUUCACUCAGGCUCCACCGUCAGCUGUAUACCCGGGCUGGCCGCCUGUCGCGCCGCCACACUACAACUACAUGCCACAACCAAAUUUUCCCAAUUACAAUUGGUGGUAGGGAGACAAUUCAAUACCGAACAGGACGUAUUACAGUGAACCGGCUGCGCAGUUAGCCGUGCCUACCACCUCUACGGACUUAUAAUCAACAUCACAAAAUAUCACAUAUUACCAUAAUAGACAGUUUUAGUGAAAUAGUGUGGAGUUUGUAAAUAAUUUACAUGAGGUAUGUAGACACCAGUCAGGUGCUGUGCGAAAUAUAAUAGUUUUAAAAGUAACCUGUACAUUAUCACUAUACAUUUAACAAGAAAAAUGUUCUGUACGCUUUUAAAAAAAGGAAAUUUAAUUUAUACGGUAUUAUGUGUCUAUUUUUAAAUCUAAUAAUUUUAAAAUACUUAUUAUAAUAUUAAUACUUCAGUAUAAAGUAUAUCAUGCUGUAUCAUUAUGUAUUGUAAAACCUUAUGUCCUUAAAUAGUUCCUAGCUUUAUAAGCUAAGAGAUAAGAUCCCGGAAUAUAACUUGUCAAUAUCAUACCCCAGAGACUUCAUUCAAAAAAUACCAAGAUCUGUGAUUGUCAUAACUACAGAAACACGUAACGUAUGUACAUGUGACAGUGUGUGCGUUUGUACUUUGUUAGUGCUUGAAUAAGCGCGCGCUUUAAUGUAUAAUGUAGACUUACAUUAUAUAGGUAGAUAAAGCCUCGAAUCUUAAAAACGGUUUAACUUUUUGUCAGUCAUUUGUAAAAUCAGCUGACUUGUUUUUUUUUUAUUUGUAUUUUGUAUACUUACGUGCACAACAUAUCUUGACAUAUCAAUAUUUAAUUAUUUAAUAAAUAAAAUGAGUUUUUGCGUAUUAAAAAGGAGCAAAAAUUAUAAAACAAAAAUAAAUCAAAUGAAAUUAAAACUUUUAACCAUAAAUAUAAAUUUAAAUGCUCACGUUAUUUUAAUAAAAAAACUGCAUAAUUUUUUUUUUUGUGUUGCAAGUUUUUGAAAAUACGAGGAUGGUCUGAAAAGAUUCCGACCUAACAAUGAUACAUUUUUUUUUUCUUAAAUUUUUUAUUUAUUUUUCUCCGUAGUCUCCUUGUAACACAUUACGCUACGCUGGGAGCAGCGAUGUUCUCAUCUCUAAUUCGUUGAAAUAGCACUCGGCGCAGUUUUUAGAUGAGGGAACAAAAAGAAGAAGCCUGGGGCCAGAUCUGGAGAGUAGGUAAGGCAGAUGGUAAUUGGUGGAUUUUUGCCACGGCAAGCGGUGAGGUGUUAGACUACGCGUUGUCUUGGUGAAACAGGAUUUUCUUUUUCUGCAAAUGUGUCCGUUUUUCCGCAAUUUCUGCCUUCAGCUUGUCCAGUAAAGAUGCGUAGUAUUCUCCUGUAAUGGUUUUUCCUUUUUGAAGAUAAUUAAUUAAGAGAACUCCAUGGCUAUCCCAAAAAACAAUCGACAUCACUUUCCCAGCCGGAAAAAACAGUUUUUGCUUUUUUAGAGCCGGUUCCCCCUUUGAAGUCCACUGUUUUGACUGUACUUUUGUUUUGGACGUAUAAUGAUGUAUCCAAGUUUUAUGUACAUAUUUAAUAAUCGGCGCCAAAACUUGAAUUUAUUGCGCUAACAAAGCGUUGGAAAUGUUCAUUCGAACACGUUUUUGGUCUAGACGCGGCACCCAACGCCCGGACAGUUUUCUCAUGUUUAAAUCUUGAUUUAAUAUGUGACAUACACGUUAUUUGGACAUUUUCAUUACCUCUGCUAUCUCUCUCUCACUCCAAUUCAGCGGUUGUCUAACACUAUUUAGUGAACUUUAGCAAUGUUAUCGUCAGUAGUUCCAAUUUUUGGACGUCCCGAACGUACAGCAACAAAAUUUCACUGUGGUAAAUGAUGGUGCAGAGUUCCCAUACACCGAGUCCAUCUUAUCUUUGAUUUGCGUAGGCGUAUUACUUUUUCAAAAACAAAAAUUUAAUAACAGGUCGGUACUCAAUUUUUUCCAUUCCAAAAAUCGUCUCACUCAACUGAAAACUGCGCGUCCAAAAUGGCCAAAACUUUGGUGAGUAACUGUCAAAAUAUGCAUACCUACGUUCACCAGCUUUUAUUACGAGUGCCGACAUCUUUGGCGUAAGGUCGGAAAUUUUUCAGACUACCCUCGUAUUCCCUAUAAAUGGAUUAAAAUUGUCGAUAUGAGGUGUUUUUUUUUAUUGAAUUAUUUUUAAUUGUUGUAUUCUGUGCUAUUUUCUUGCAUAAUAUAUAUAUAGGAUAUUUAUAUUGCUAUGUACAUAGAGAUAUUAUUGAGUAUUAUGCAAACUAUUUAAAGUGCAUUGUUAUGACACAAUUAUUUCAAUUAUUAACAAAAUAGUCAUUAUUCUCAAGUGACUUCAAAAUGGAGAUUUUAAAUUAGACUAUAUACGUAUAUUAUAUCCAAAGGAUCUGUGUUAUAUGAUCUAUUCCUUUUAAAAUCAAAAUCUGAAGUUCCGUGUACAUUUAUAGUAUAGAUAUCGGUACGAAUUAAUCAAAAUGAUCUUCAUUUUUAUUUAAAGUGGUAAAAGUAUUUAUAUUAAGGAUUAAGAAACAAUAGCAUUAAGAACAAAAUAGUAUUAAGAAUUUAAACUUAAGGUAAAAUACAAUUCAGUUUUUACAUUAAGUCAAUUGUAAUUAAUUAACUCAUAUUUCCAUUCCCAUGCGUAAGUAAAAAUAAAAAAAAUAUAUAUAUAAUAUACGGGAUAUACCCGUAUAAAAUUAAAAUGAGAAGAUUUUGAGAUAUUCUUAUUUAAAGAAAUCGGUUAAGUAAAAAUUAAUUCAAAAUUCAAUUUCUCGCCUAUAACCCUGUGUACCUAUGAUAAAGUUCUUUUUUUCCUUAUACCGUAGUAAUCAUCUAUCUGAGAUUGAGUAUACAUACAUACAUAGAUCCACAAAUACCGAUUUUCAACUUUCACAAUUUUAAUAAUUUUUAAAUCAAUAUGAAAGAAUUACAAAGUUCUAUAUGUCGCAUUCUUAUUCUUUAUGUACGCAUUAUUAUUAAUAAAUAAAUAAUAUAAUUUAUUGUAUAAAUGAAAUUAAAUGUAAUAAAGGAUUAUUUAAUCGACGACCUUGCCUAUUUACCUUAAUCUAAAGUAAUAAUUUCUAGUCUGGUAGCCCAGUCACGAACACAAUUGUAAGUGUUGAGAUGGUUGGAUGGAAAAAUAGACGAUAAAUUUUAAUAUUUCUUAUAUUUUAUUUUAUUAUAUAUGCUAGACAUGUAACGCAAGUGACAGAGGAAAUCAGAGAACGAAAUACAAUAUGGCGUGCGCCGAGUUAUUCUCAGAGCGAUAAUAGAUGGCGCUACGUGUCUCCUUU